AUGGAUAUUAUGGUAGGGAUUCCUUUCAGUAGAGCGGUGGGAACAGCCAGGCGAUUAGACCUAAAGAUACAAAAAUGGGAAACUGUUUCCAUUCCACCUGAAAUUCUACCGGGAGCUUCUCCAGUAAAGUGUAAGGCCCACUUGGAGACUCGGUUCACUGGCAUUCCUGGGUUUCCAGCGCCCUCAACAACCCAGGCUUCCUACGAGGAUGCACAAAACCGGGGGGCGCCACUACCACUCCCCCAACCACGACCCAGGGCCGCAGCCCAACUUCCUCCGCCUGAGGACGCUGGGACUAAAGGCGUGGCCGCCACUUCCACAGAGGGGCCUCCGCCCCUUCACCCGCCCGGCCCCACCUGGGCAGCUUCCGGCUGUUGGGGGAAGAGGGACGGAAAGAGGAGAGUCCUCGAAACCUUGGAACCUGGGACGGUCUGGAGGAACCCCAUCCCACUUACCGCGAGCUUCCAGGAUAUUUGGGGAAAAUUCAGCCCUGGAGAAGGAGGAACCCCCGAACAGAAACAGACCAUGAGCCUCCGAAACAUGACAACCAUGACUCCGGAAGUAAACCAUGAAGGCCAGCACCUCACUCUAAGUCGGCUACUCUAGGAUACCUGGAGGCCUCCUCAUAUCGUAUGUACUGAUCAGCAAUCCUGAGAUGGACAUGUCCAUGAGGCAGCUUCAUGAAUCUGAAAGGUGCGAGGAUCUCCAGUCCCUCAGACUGAGCUAACAGGCAGCAAGUGAAGUGUUCUGCAACUACAUUCUUCUCAGGGAAUAUGAUUGCCUAAAGGAAAAUGACUGAAAGUCCUGACAUAUUUUGUUAGAAAACAUGGACCUAGAGGGAUUUAUUUGGACAGUGCAAAGAAAAGUAAAGGUGAAAAGACAAUUUAAAAGUCCCAUAA
This is a messenger RNA of Monodelphis domestica (gray short-tailed opossum), 899 nucleotides long. The record is from RefSeq and is a predicted model, not a curated record. NCBI's taxonomy places the organism in Eukaryota, Metazoa, Chordata, Mammalia, Didelphimorphia, Didelphidae.